Molecule: messenger RNA, 3001 nt
Organism: Plodia interpunctella (Indianmeal moth)
Lineage: Eukaryota; Metazoa; Arthropoda; Insecta; Lepidoptera; Pyralidae
Product: peroxidase-like
Exons: 12
Coding region: 681-2981 (766 amino acids)
Biological process (GO): response to oxidative stress
Molecular function (GO): heme binding; peroxidase activity
Source: RefSeq, a predicted model, not a curated record
AUUAGAAAGAAAAAAAAAUCAGUUUCACAUUUAUAAUAUUAUGUAAGGAUUAAUAGUUGUCAAUUGACAAGUGAUGUUUUGGCGCCCACUUCCGUUAAGAAGAUUUCCCGAUAGGCCACAUGAGUCAUGGACAGCUGUGUAAGCUUCGAUAAACCCUAAUCCUUAUCAAUAAGUCAUCGCAAUUAUUUAGCAAGAUAACUUUUAUCCCUGAUAACACAUCCAAACAAAAUUCAUGCCAUACCAUGAGUCAUUCAAAUAAAAGAGUGUUCAUCGAAAUUAGGACUUGUGUAAACAGUAGUACCUACAAGUGAAUUACAUGCUUUAUCCCUUUCAGUAACUUCAUACCCUGCGCAAUUUAAAGCGCCAAUUGUGAAACUCAGCCCUAUACUAAUUUUAAAACUUAAUGCAUUCAAAUAUAACUCAUUUUGCUUUAACAACUGGCAAAAAAUUACUAUAUUUUUGUAAUUUGUUAGUACGUGACUCGAUUAGAUGAGCACUUAUGUGAUAAUUAAAAAGAAAAUAGUAAUUUUAGUUCCAAUUUCAAACAACCGCGAAACACAGUUUUUCUUUUUAAUUAUUGACGGCCAUGCUAUUUAAUUAUCUUCGGCCAUUAGUUUAAUUAAAAUCAUGCGCAAAGAUUUUUUGAUUACUUAGCGCAAGUUAAUUUGUUUUAGGGCCAAAUGAUGCGACAAAAUAUUUUGGACUGUAGUUAUUGUGUUGUUUUAGUGAUUUUGUUACUGUGUUGUGUAAUAGUUAUAGUAGACGGAUGCUUCAGCACGGGCUUGGAGUUUCUGACAGAGGAAUUACUACCGGCAGUAUGUCCUCUAUUGGCAGCAACCACUUCCAAUAUAAAGGAUUUGUUUAAACCACUUAGUCUUGAACACACUCUGUGGACAGAAGACGAGCCAGUCUCAUCAGAUCUGGUCACCGAAUGCCUGCGGUGUGGGUGCGAGUUGUCCAAGCAGUCAUCGACGAGGGGAAAGCAACUGGUGCAGAACGGAAUAACCCUGGACUCCUGCACGCCCGCCAUGUUGCACUUCUACAGCGGAGAGCUGCCGCCAGACGUGAAGAAGGCAUCGGAAGCGUCACACGAGAUUCUGGCCGCGACGAAAGUAAUGCAGAUGAAAGUUUGCUCCAGCUCUAACGUCACCCCGAACACUUUUAUUUCAUUUUUGGAGCACCAGGUCAUCCGUCUGCGAGAAGGUUCCUCCUGCAAACCUGUCCACAUAAACUGCAUCAGCAAUAAGUACAGGAGCGUGGAUGGCAGCUGUAACAACCUGAAGCGGCCAGGCUGGGGCAGACGAGCGGCCCCGUUCACGAGGAUAGCCACGCCACGGUAUGCUGAUGGUAUAUACUCAAUGCCAGUCGCAAGAAGUGGGCGUGGUCUUCCCAAUCCUCGGUCGCUGUCGACACGUCUGUUCUCCGACCAGCCGCUCUUGAGCCGAUCUCAUAAUUACAUGAACAUGCAGUGGGGGCAGUAUGUCACACAUGACAUGAUGAUGCGCAUCAUGGAAGUCACGCCGGAAGGCGGCAUCCAAUGCUGUCUGGGUGACGGUGUUGACAUGCUGCCUGCAGAAUGGCAGAACGACAAAUGUAUACCCAUAGCCGUGCCUGAGGAUGACCCAUUCUAUCGCUACCACGGCAUCAAGUGCCUUAACUUCGUGAGGAGUGUCACCACGCCCAGGGACGACUGCAGCUUGGGGUAUGCGGAACAGAUGAACACAGUGACCAGCUUCAUAGACGGCUCGCCUAUCUACGGCUCCGAGAAGAAACUGGCGAUGCGCCUGCGCAGCAAAGUAGGCGGAAAACUUCGACAGGAGACGCGAGACAACUGCGCCAGAGGGUUCCUGCCUACCGUGAAAGAUAAGGCUUCUGUCUGCGAUUUGAGGAACUCUUCGGAGCCUUGUUAUUUGGCGGGAGACGCCCGUAUCAAUCAAACACCCACACUAGCUUUGCUCCAUACUUUGCUUCUGCGAGAGCACAAUCGCGUUGCCGACAUCUUGGGGUCGAUGAACCCGCUGUGGUCUGACGAGAAGAUCUAUCAGGAAGCCAGGAGAAUCGUUGUAGCGGAGAUCCAGCACAUCACUUACCAGGAGUGGCUACCACUCAAUUUCGGCGAGAACUACUUUCGGUACUACCGAAUCGUGCCCUCAACGCUGUACAGCCACGACUACAGCGAGGAGGUCAACCCUGGCGUUAUCAACGGGUUUGCAGCAGCUGCCUUCAGGAGCCUCCACUCUGUCAUACCUGACUCCAUCAUGUCGUGCCCUUGGACUUAUCACACUGCUUAUAUGUACAAACUUAGCGAUCACUACUUCAAUCCAGGCCUCUUGGAGUACACUUCAGAAUCGUUCGACGACAUCGUCCGCGGGAUCAUAGCGCAACCCUCGUCGGAUUUCGACCCAUUCUGUACUGCUGAGAUCACCAACUUUCUGUUCAAGUCCUACAACCAGUGGGGACUGGAUCUCAUAGCUAUGGACAUCCAGAGGGGAAGGGACCACGGCAUCGCCUCUUAUAAUGAGUACAGAGAAAUUUGUGGCCUGGCAAAAGCACGGAUUUUUCAAGAUUUCGCUGGAGAAAUGACUCAAGAUCGCAUCAACGCGUUAGCUCAAAUGUAUGAGAGCGUGGAUGACGUGGAUCUGUUCGUAGGCGGGCUCAUGGAGCGAGGUGUGCACGGCUCGGUGCUUGGCCACACAUUCCAGUGUCUGGUGGCCGAGCAGUUCUAUAGGACCAGAGUCGGUGAUAGAUUCUUCUAUGACAACGCGGAAAUGCCGCACUCUUUUACUUCAGAACAACUACAACAAAUAAAAAAGGCGUCUAUGGCUCGUCUGAUCUGCGACAAUACGGACCGAGUAUAUUUCGUGCAGCGUCGGGCAUUCGAACCUGAGACACAGUACAACCCCAAGUUUAGUUGCGACGACUGCGUCGCUAUACCCUACGUCGACUUGACGUCGUGGAAACAACCCAGCUUAUUUGAUUGAAAGCUAUUUCAAAACUGGAC